Molecule: messenger RNA, 5348 nt
Organism: Gymnodraco acuticeps
Lineage: Eukaryota; Metazoa; Chordata; Actinopteri; Perciformes; Bathydraconidae
Product: zinc finger protein 800-like
Source: RefSeq, a predicted model, not a curated record
CUAAACAGGUUGCGCGUUACAACCGUGGCCUUUGGUUUAAAACGGGAAAAUAAUCUAACUUUUCUUAUUCAAAAGACGUCAAAUCGUUCUUUUUUGUGCCAAUGUUGCUCUAAAGUUCCCACAUUUCAAGCUGAAAUUGGACGUAGAGGUUGCACCUUUGCGCAGAGGCUGGUUUUUACACUGAGAGGCUCCUCUGGGUGCACAAAGACAGCGGCUCGCAGAGGAACUUGUUCAGAGUGAACCGGGGACGCUGGGAGGCGAAAUAAACAAUCUCCGGACUCGAAGUAGCUACGAACGCGUAGUUUUACCCUCUCAAACACUCAAUUACACCACCCAUCGAACCUAGACAAGAAUGUUGCUGAGACGGAGAUGGAGGAAGGCCAGACCCAGCCAGACCCCCCGCGGCCACCACAGGAGCCCAAAGGAGGAGACCAGCCCUCCGAACCGGCCCCGCUCCAGACCCCCGCUCCAGAGGAGGCUCCGUCGGAGGGCUCGGACCAGAAGGAGCCACCGGGAGACGAGGAGGAAACGGGCGACUCAGCGUCCCAGCUCCAAGCCAAGCCUCUGUGGAAGCCCAUCCCCCCUCUCCUGCCCGAGUCCAACAUGAGUGAGAACGGAAGGACCAGGGACCAGAUCUGCCAGACUGACGGCAGCGAGGGUCACAACUCAGGCCUGUGUGCGGAGCCCGGAGAUCCUCCUCUUCUCCAGCAGCCUCUGCAGACCUCCAAGUCAGGGAUCCAGCAGAUCAUUGAAUGCUUCCGUUCAGGCACGAGCCAGCUGAGACACAUGCUGCUGAGGGAGGUGGACACCAUCUUUGAGUGUAAACUGUGUCGCAGUCUGUUCAGAGGCCUGCCCAACCUCAUCACACACAAAGAGUACUACUGCCUGUCACGGAUGCCCGAGCCCGACGGUCCGUCGGGUGAUGACAAGCAGAGUGUGGCCAUGAAGGAAUUACUGGACGUCAUUUACCCCCGAGCUCCAGACUACGUGGUCCGACUGGAGCCCAUUCAGACCAGCAACAAGGCCGUGUUCCAGUACCUCACCACCGAGGAGGAGCUGGCUAGAUUUCCAUCGCAGACACCCAGUGCUAGAGAGAGUCCGGUAGCGUGGGAGGGAGAGCAGGGGGAGGGAGUCGACAACAGCCAGGCGAGCCAGCCGGAGAGCCACAGCAGCCCGGGACACACUCAGGAUAAGAAGAAGUGGGAGGGGGAGGAGGAGGCCAAAGAAGAGCCGCCGCCACCACCCGAAGACGAGGGCUCCACCAGCGGGGUGGACGAUGUGACCAUCUCCUGCUGCCUGUGCGGUCAGGACUUCAACUCGCGCCGCAGCAUCCGGCGUCACUGUCGCAAGAUGCACCAGAGCAAACUGGACGAACUCCGGAAGUUCACCGAGACACGGACUGUUCCCACCAGCCUGCUCUCCAUGGUGAAAGGUCGGCCGAGGACUCUCAGCACACCGACCGGAAAGUCCUGUCCUGUCUGCAUGAAAACCUUCGCCACCAAAGCCAACGUGCGGCGUCACUUCGACGAGGUGCACCGCGGCCUGCGGAGGGAUAACAUCACUCCCAACAUAGCAUCUCGCCCCGGACAGCCCCUCAAUCUGGAGGUCACCCCCCCCAGGAAGAGCAACAACUCCUCUCCGACUCGUAGCAGCAGCUCCAAGUCGACCCCUGUGACCUCUAAAACUCCGCCUCCCAGCCAAACCCAGUCCAAAGCUCCGAGCACGCCCCCCGCCUCGUCACAGGCGGCCCCUUCCUCCAGCCGCUGCACGCUCUGCAAGAGGAACUACAGCUCUCAGCUCAUGUUGAAGAGACACAUGCGCAUCGUCCACAAAAUAUACAGCAUGAAAAACGUUCGCUCUGCCCCGCCGCCCGCCCCCCCCGCUCCGGCGGCCCCGCCUCCGAGCAGCAGCGCUAACUCCACCACGAGCAACAACGUCAGGGUGAAAGAGGAAGCAGUAGAAGCCUCAGAUGAAGAGGAAGAGGAGGAGGAGGAGGAGGAAGAAGAAGAAGAGGAGGAAGUGGACACUAGUCCGGCCCCGUCUCCUAGCAACAGCACCGCGACAGCUAAAGGUGUCCCUGUGGCGAACAACGCCAUGAAAGUGAAGGAGGAGGAGGCGCCGUCGAGCCCGAAGGUGGCGUCAUUAUCUUCGUCAUCCUCACGCGGCACCGGACCCUCCAAAACCCCCAAACUGUCGGUGGGCUUCGACUUCAAGCAGCUCUUCUGCAAACUGUGCAAGCGGCAGUUCAGCUCCCGGCAGAACCUCACGAAGCACAUCGAGCUGCACACGGACGGCAACGAGAUCUUCAUCAAGUUCUACCGCUGCCCGCUCUGCCGCUACGAGUCUCGCCGCAAACGGGACGUCCUGCGCCACGUGACGGUGGUCCACAAGAAGUCCUCGGCGUACCUGGGCAAGAUCAUGCCCAAACUGGAGAGCCGGGCGGUGAAGAGGCAGGCCGAAGUGGUCCUGAACAGCGGGACCCCCAACAAGAGGAUCGGCAGCAGCGGGGUCAAGGAGGAAGUGAACGGGCGCCCCCCUUCUUCCUCCCCCUCUUCCUCCCCUUCGCCUCCCAUCACUCGCAAGCAGGAGGUCUCCACACCUGCAACAACCUCCUCCUCUUCAUCGUCUUCCUCCUCGCACCCCGCCCCCGCCACUCGCAAACAACAGGAAGUGUCAUCGCCGGCGUUAAGCCCCUCCCCUCCCCUCACCCGUAAGCAGGAGAGACAGCAGACCCACCAGCCUCGCCCCGUCAGCCCCCCGCUGACCCGCCGCAGUGAGAAACACACACACCAACGCAGCUCCUACUCCAACAGCUCGCCCGGCAACCAGACGCCACACACCCGGCAACACGACAGCCAAUCAGAGUGCAGCGGCUCGUCGUCCUCCACCGAAGUCAGAGUGACCAAGAACUUCUCCCUGCACGCCUGCGACCAGUGCGGGCGAGCCUUCGCCAAGAAGCUGUACCUGGAGUCUCACAAGCGAAGCCAUCGUAACGCAGUGACGGCGGCGGCCAGCAGGAGGAAAGGAGUCAGCACCCGCUCCAAAUCCCUGGUCUGGUGAAACACUCGUCUGCAGGGAUAAGGCCGCUAACAAUGAAGGAGCCAAUCAAAACUCUCAACGGGAAUAUAAUGGAUGAAUGGAAGGAGCGCAAACCAACAGAAGGAGUGCACAGGAUUUCCACCUUUUGCUCGAGAACCAAAUAUAACGUUGGGAAUCUUGACAUUUAUUUUAGUGAAGUUUCAUCAGCCGCACAAAGCCGCUGCUAUCCACAGAGACUGUAGCAGACAGAGGAUUCAUUAUGCUGUACAUAUCUGUAUUUACUGAAUUAUCAGAGUCAUAUGCAGAUGGCUGAUUUCUACCGCUUUGCUCUCUGUAGUUGAAGGAUGGAGGGUGUGUGUGUGUGUGUGUGUGUGUGUGUGGAAGUCAGAACUGGAUUGCAACCUACAGAGAAAAUCAACUGGAAAGGAAAUUUGGACACACAUGUUUGGGUCCAACUUAUGUUUCGUGUCAUUAAGUUAUUUGAUACUCUCACAUCUACUUGCUCAACAGAUACACAUUUCUCUAUUCCAAUUUGAUUUACCUAACCUUUCCCCACUAACAAUUAAGGCUUGGAUAUUUCCCUUUACUUAAGAGACUUCCCCCAAGUGUUUCCUCUUGUAAGUCUUCACAUGGCUACAUGCUUACCUUGAACAUACGAGUUGAAAUAUUCUCUUCUAAACGUUGAUACUGACAAACCGUCGUAUCCAAAUUCCCGAAGUAAUCUUCAUGCAAGCAGCUCCGUAAACUGACUGACCUUAGUCACCAACAGGGAUUUGUUCAUUAAGAACAGGGUAUGGGUAAGUGAAGGGAACCCCAAAAUAUAUUCUUAGUUUCCCCUGAAUGAAUUGCUUGUGUGUGCUUUGAAAAACAAACGUCUGUCGAGAUGUAAAUUGUGUUUUCUUACAUGUCCCUGAAUGUUCGACUAAUAGCCUGGUUGUAAGAGAACUGUAAGGCAAUGUGAAGUGAGGAUUAGGUAACACUCCUACGGUGGCCCGCAGGUGCAAUCGCACGACAACGACCCAAAACACUUUCAUUAGGAGAAAACGCGCUGCCGUUUCAAAAACGAUGCAUAUAUAAAAACCGUGUCUAAACACAAGCAAACAUGACUUUAUAAUAGCCAACUUUAUAAUCCCUGAAUGUCAGCAAGCGCUCGUGUUUUUCAGCUUUUUAGUGUCCCUGUUUUCGUUGUAUUUUGAGCGUUAUCUGCACGUCUUUUGACACAAUUGUGUUUUUAAAUAUGCAUCGUUUUUGAAUGAUGGGAAGGGAGGGAAGCAUUUCGAGGAAAAGUGACACCUUUACUCAACAAAAAUCCAACAAACUGCACUCAGUAUGAUGAUUUGAAACAUAGAAAUAUGCUUUGUUUUAUGCUUGAAGAUUAAAUCAAAUACAUUUUCUUCCAAAUGAUUUAAUUAUACUUCAAUGUAACAACUCAGUUUAACUGUUGAAUCAAGGUGUGCUUCAUAACAUUUAAACUAUCAAAUGACCCCCCAUGUGGUGAAUUACCACUUCUAAUGUGUGAGAAUCUAAUAUAAGGUGAGCAGGAGAGAGGUGUUUCGGAUUGGUUGGUGUUGCAGGAACAUAGAAACAAUUAACUGGAAGAAUUGAAUUUCCGAGCAGCCGGUGUAGGAGCUUUGAACUGAUUGUUUGUGGUGUUAUAACGGGCCAACAUGUGUGAGAAAGCUACACACUUCUUGUCUCCAAAAGUAAAAAGUUUACAUUAAACUUUUCGUUCCUUUUACGAAAAAAAGACCAACUGGGAUUUCAACUUUGUGAACUUUUCUUUAAGCUUAAGGGGGCUGCGUUGUUUAACGGCAGCAACAGGAACCCCGAGGUAGUCUCUGAAAACACUGGCACGUGAGUUUGGUGGAAAGAAACGGAGGAAGACCAAAUGUAGAAAUGUUUUAAUGUCUUAAACGGAAAGCCAUGAAAAGGAUCAAAACCAGUGGGAAAGGAAAGACCAAACUUUAUUUUUAUAAACGCUACUGCAACAAGGUCUUAUCUUGGUAUAAAUAAUAGUUCUAAUAUUCAGAGUAGUUAUCGACUUGAACUUAACUGUUGGUUGACCAUGCGCUUCAAACAUAGUUACUUCUGUCACUGUUUCAUACUGUUUGUGUUUCACAUUAAAUGUCUUUUUUUUGUAUUUCAUUCCUUUUUUGUUAGAAAUGAACUUUAAUCGAACCUCACGAGGACAUGUUGUAAACUUCUCAUUUCCUCAUCAGCUGUACUAUGUUAUUAGAGAAGCCUUCAGAUGUGACAGGAAUGUUAAAACCAACCACUUAAUGAAUAAAAAUUAACUGCUUCAAACCUCA